Molecule: messenger RNA, 1173 nt
Organism: Hippocampus zosterae (dwarf seahorse)
Lineage: Eukaryota; Metazoa; Chordata; Actinopteri; Syngnathiformes; Syngnathidae
Product: ribosomal RNA processing protein 1 homolog A-like
Exons: 12
Coding region: 53-1156 (367 amino acids)
Biological process (GO): rRNA processing
Cellular component (GO): nucleus; preribosome, small subunit precursor; preribosome, large subunit precursor
Source: RefSeq, a predicted model, not a curated record
AAUGAAGGAAAGUGCGCCUGAGCAGCACCGCUCCACGUGAAUUAGUGUGAAAAUGGCGGCCGUUCACGAUCCAGAGAUUCAACUGGCACAAAAGUUAGCCUCAAACGAAAAGCCCAUUCGAACAAAAGCAUUAAAAAAGCUAAAGAAGUAUAUAAAUGUCAGAUCACAGAAACUGACGGAUGGCUUUACGAGUGAAGAAAUGCUCAAGCUGUGGAAAGGUCUGUUCUACUGCUUGUGGAUGCAGGACAAACCACUUUUACAGGAGGAGCUUUCCAACUCUGUUUGCACACUGAUUCACACCUUUCAUGACAUUGAUGGACAACUAUUAUAUCUGGAGAGCUCCCUUAAGACCUUCAAAAGAGAGUGGACUGGCAUUGACAGACUACGAAUGGACAAGUUUUUCCAGCUGAUCCGCUUCAUGUUCAGACAAAGCUUUGAGAUGCUGAAGAGAAACAAUUGGGAUAGCAGUGUGGUCUCAAGAUUUCUGGAGCUCUUUGCAACAGAGCUCCUGAACAGUGGCAACGGUGCACCUGCUGGUCUGCAGUUUCAUAUCUUGGACCUUUACUUGACGGAACUAGGAGCUGUGGGUGCAUCAGAGCUCACUGCUGACCAGAACCUGAGAUUCAUCGAGCCAUUCUGCAAAACGGCAGCCAAGACCAAGGAUCGGACACUUUUCCGAGCGAUCUGCAACAGCAUCUUCAACACAAUUAUUGACCAGGCUCCCUAUGCCAUUGAGGAUCUGAUGAGGGAGCUGAAAGAAGCAGAGUCCUCUGAUUCAGGCCAGUCCUCUGAUGAUGAAGAGGACCCCGUGAAGCAGAUUAACGGCAGUAAAUCAUACUUGAAACAGGGUGCUCAUGAAUCAGGAGACUCCGACACAGAGUUACAAUUUGAUGAUGAUGAUGAUGAUGAUAAUACAGCACCAGUUCUACAGUUUGACUAUGCAGCUCUUGCUGACAAGCUCUUAGAGGUGUCAAUUCGAAGUAGCACACCCAGCCACAAUAGAGAGAGGCUCUACAAAAUCAUCAAAGUGCUGCAGGAUCUCAGUGAAGGUCUAUUUCCUCAAGAUGGCUAUCCAGAGGAAGUCUCUACAGAUGAGGAUGAUGAAAUGUUUGCCAGCAGAAAGAAGAUGAAGCGUGGAAAUGCAAGGAAACUUUGAGGAAACGGCUAAGAAUC